CUAUGGUCUCGCAGUCCCCGUUCAUGAGCUCGCUAUGAUGUGUGUAUUUGGAUACCAUAAAUAUCAUCAACAGAGCUUAUAGCAGCAGUUUUAUGAGGUUUAAUAUUUUUUCCCCUGUUUGGAUACUGACUGGGGCAUUGGAUAUGUGCACGCGGGAUGAUGAAAACCCCCUUCCUCCCCGCAGAAGUAAGAUAAAAUAGGGUUUCGCAUACAUUGGAUUUACUCCUCUCAUUCCAUAUGAAGAAGUCAAAAAUUUGGAUACAUGUCUGUGUCCAUUUAUUGUUGUGCACCACAUUUGGAGUCCAUUCAACUGAAUUUGGAAACGCUGUAACAGAUGACAUCACAAGCAUUUCACUAUUGAAACAAAAUAUACCUAAAGAUUACAAGAUUCCUGUGACAUACAUUCCGAAAGAAGUGGGUGGAAUGUGUUGGGUAUCGCUAAAUGUUUUCCACUUGGAACUCAGUUUACGAGGAUUAGCAGACAAGUUUGGAAACAUUUCGUCCAACAAAUAUAAUAUCAGCAUAUUGAUCGAAAUGCUGAAAGAGACGCGAUAUCACAUGAAGAACUUGGAGGCGAUCACGUACGAUUUUGAGUGCCACUACAGAGACGAGCAAUGGCAGACAGGACACUAUUUUCAUUUUGUUGAAGAUUUUCUAAAAACGGCCCGUUCGAAUAGAGAUUCGCCAGAAGAAUGUGAUCCACCUCCCUGUCCCACAACAACAAAGGCAGCAACAACUACAAUAACAACACAAUACCCUACAUCAGAUCACCCAGUAGUGCUGUCUGCAGGGUUAGCUCCAGGGAACGAGCCUCUGAGGUUCCUGCCAGAAGUAGUGGAGAGAAGCCUCCUGUCACUACUUGUCAUUCCUAUUGCAGCCAUCGUGUUUCUGUUUGUGUGGAAGGUGAAAUCCAGGAGCAACCAACAUCAAUCAGAUGAACCGAACUCAGUUGAAGGGGGCCUCUUCACAGGAACAGAAGGGGAGUUUGGCACCUCCACUAGAUGACAUUUCUGAAAAGAACAGAUUGAACAUCAUUGAGACAGUGUAAUUGUUCAAUCCAUGGAAAUUGGUGAGAUUUUUCAUAUCAAUACGUGACCUCAAAGACGGAAAACCAUCUUAGCCAACUGCUGACAUUUAUGGCUUGACAACGAAGAGUAUGGAACUAGGAUAAUUAUUCUUAGCUCGCUGUAUGUAAAGAUUAACACUAAUUUACUGUACAUCCACUUCUUUCUAUCUCUCUCUUAGGUGUACAGAGGAGUCAUCUAAGAAAGAGCAAGCAAACAAAAGCAAACAUAAAACUGAAUUUCUUAUGGUGAAAGACUUGCUUCUUUCCUGUCUAGAAACUGCCAGUCUUCACAUACCAGAACCAGAUAAUGGUAUCACAUUGACUCCACACAAAAAUGUGCUCAGUCUUAUCACUCCUGCAAUAAGCUGGGAGUUUUUCUUGCGAGAAUAUAUUAACCUGUCGUCUACUAUCAAAUUUCAUCAAAGGAAGCUGAAAAGGAGUGUGUGAUUCUCCUGGAAACAUCUGGAGACAUCAAUAACUGUUGAAAACACAGUGAACUUCAUGGGAAUAAGUUGGUUUCACUAGCACUCCCCCGUUUGCACUUUGCGUGGGUUUGGCUGGAGCAUGGACACUAGUUCUACUCAAGAACGUAGCAUAGAACAAACGCCUACAAAUGGCUUUCUUUCAUUAGGACUGAAGCAUAAAUGACUACCUCUAGUCGCCCUCACUUUCCUCAACUUCUCAGCAGCAUUCCACUCCACUUCCUUCUACAUCUUGGUUUCCAUUGGACAUUCCCUGAGAUUCUAUUUUGAAAUUAUUUAGCUAGAAAUAUUCUCAGAUCUAACCAUCUGUUUUGUUUGAUGUUUUUGGCCAUGUAAGUACGGAAUGGAUGAGGUUGUUGGAUGUAUUUAUUUAUUUACUCGGAAUGCUGACAGCAUAAUAUUGCUGCGGUUGGAGAAAAACAACUGACAAUGAUUCAGCUCAUCUAUAGAAAUACUAAAUGAGCAGGAUAAGGUCUACGAGGGUGCAUUAUAAAGAAUACAUAACCCAUCAUUCUGCAAUGCAUAAAGCCUACAUAAACAGCACACUGGAAUCUAUAAACAUGCGUUAUCUAUAUUAUUAAAACAGCCAUAGAGUGCUGUACAUACGCAUGUAUGAUGGUGUUGUUAAUUGCUUAUGAAUGGGUUGUAUGAAAUGCUUUUGUUGGAGUUGUAAAUGUAAAAAAAAUGUGCUGCUUUGACUAACUUUCAUUUAACCCAUUAUAUACAGUAAAAAGUAUUCUCCCUAUUGCAAUCAAUGGUAGAUCUUACAUAUCCAUAUUGAUUUAGAGCAGACGUUGAGGAUCUGAUAACGCAAGGUUUUUCUAUGCCCUCAAUGCACAAGAAAGAGGUGGUCUAGCCUCAAGUAAACCAGUUUGGUAUCAGAUUCUGCAAUUACAUUAUAACUCUGCUCUGGUAUAUUGCAGCCUAACCACCCAUAAGGUAUAUUCUGUAUCUUGUAUGUACACAGCUGUACAGUUUCUGUGAGGACAGUGUCUAGCAGUUUAUCCACUGUCUAUCAAAUCGUGUGGUACUUGUGUUGUACUCAGCAACUCAGGCUAUGAUAUGGCAGCAUAAUUAUAAAGAUUAAUCUGAGAAAAGUCGGAUCCCCAGCCACGGCCAUCAUUCUAUUAAACCCAGAAUUUGUGUAUGACAUUUCACCAACUCAUCAGGAGACUACUAAGAAUGGAGGCAAACAGUUGACAAAAAAACAACAUGGAGGACCUGAGACCAAGAACCUGUCUCAUCGAUAGGUGUUGGUUGUCUCUCAGUGACCAUGAACCAAUGGGAUAGAUACACCGCUGCUAGAAAGUGUUGUGGACAAAACCUAGAGAAGAGUGUUGAAUCAUUGCCCAACUGGUUGUAAUGACCUCCCACCAAUGGAAACAACCUGUUACUUGUAUUGUCUUUGUUGCCCCUAUA
Coregonus clupeaformis (lake whitefish) is the source of this 2967-nucleotide messenger RNA. RefSeq names its product kit ligand. Gene Ontology annotation, cellular component: plasma membrane. Bases 238 to 1005 code for a protein of 255 amino acids. The transcript has 9 exons. The record is from RefSeq and is a predicted model, not a curated record. Gene Ontology annotation, biological process: positive regulation of cell population proliferation; cell adhesion. Gene Ontology annotation, molecular function: cytokine activity; stem cell factor receptor binding. NCBI's taxonomy places the organism in Eukaryota, Metazoa, Chordata, Actinopteri, Salmoniformes, Salmonidae.